AAUCUUAAUUAAGAAUACAUUCAAUCACAUGCACAAUAUAAAAUGAUUCUUAUUUUGAUUUGGGAUGCGCACAAAAUAAAUCAAUGACUUUGGUCCUGGCCGUCCAUUGACAUAGAAAUAUGUAGACGGAUAUGCGCUAAAUUCCUGCAGGAGUAUGUGUGGAGAGCUAUCUAUCAAGAUCCUUUGUCGCUGAUAGUCCUACUUUGGUACAUGGAGACUGGGUGUUCUUGUUAAACACUCGGAUUCGUGAUGUGUGUUAUUUUGUUGAUUGUCUGGUCUACAUUAUAAUUUAAAUAAUCAGGAUGGUUGAUAGCGACAAACUCUUGUCUGAAGACGAAAAUUCGGGGGAGAUUUCCAUACCCAUACCCAUCCAGGUAUUUCUAUGGAAACAAGUGGGUCCUUUUAUAAGACCGAGGUUGGGAAAACUCCAUGAAACAUCAUGCAUGUUCUGUCCCCACCCAACCGGUCAUUUUGAGUUGAAAGAAGCUUGUAAUACAUUCGAGAAAGUUUUGGUACAAAAUUUACAAUCGGGGUUGAAACCGGAAUUGGCGGAGGCUAUUCGUUCAAUUCCAAGAUGGCGAUUAAUACAAGCUUCAUUGCCGCAUGUUAUGCAUGCUGUUGAGGCCAUGUUAUUUAACAAGAUUAAAGAUGGAAAUAUAACAAAUCUUAGUAGCGUUGAAACAAAACUUAUGUACACACUGCAUUGGUUAAUUUUGGAUGCUGCUGAAGAGUGUGCUGAUUCAGAUUACGAAAAGGGCGUAUUCCAUUCAUCGCCAUUUUACUAUUUAUUUUCCAUUUCAACAAUAACGUUAUUCAUCUAUCUAUUUGCUCCUAUUUGCCAAAAUUUGAAGGAGUCAGAUUUUCACUCAAACUUUCGGCUAGAGAACGGCCUGAAAAUAUGGCACUCGCUGUGGGAGUUUCGACAUCCAGACGCGGCCUGUUUCACGAGCCAUUGCAAACCGAAACCGAAGAAUUUGUCGGGGAAAAACACCAAAAAACAUUUUGGAGAUGUCUUUCUUGGAAGAAAACAAUCACAAGAGGAGCAUUUUGUUAGUGGAAGAGAAAGUCCUCCAAGCCAGGGAAUCAGCGCAUCAAGUUCAGAUUCACAUCCGAAUUCUCAUGGUAAUGCAAACUUACCAUCAACCGUUACUGUAACAGCCACGAUUACGAAAGUGGAUGAUGAUGGAUGGUCUUCCUCCCCAAAAGACACUGUAUUUCCAGAAACGAUACCUGAAGAAAGUUCAAGCACGGAAGAAGAACAUGUGGUUAUUUUCAGAUUGCCCUCCCUCAAUGAAGCAGACGGAUUUUUAAGAGAUCCAUCCAUUUACACGGCCGACACAAGCAUAAUUCAACUGGCUAUAAACAAGUCUGGAAGUAGACAGAAUAUGAAAGAGGCCAUUGAAAGUAAACCAUUAAGGCCACCAAUGCAAAAAGUCAGUAGUUCGUCUACUGAUAAGGAAUCAAUAGACAGCUCAAAACAACCUGAGAUGCCGAUGCAAGAUCAACACGCUCAAAAAGGAAGCACACUUCAAGCAUUCGAUAUAUCAGCAGCAACUUUUUUGGACGUAAGCGUGAUGAGGUGCCUCUUCAUCACUCAUUGGCAAGAAGAGGGGGUAUACUGGGCACUACACUACCUCUACAACAGAUUACGUGAUAUCAGCGAAGAAAGUGCUGGCCAACAACAGCCCCGUAAACGAAGUAACUCGCUCCCAAUUCCUAAAAUAGAAAUAUCUUUGUACCAAAAUGACACACGUACACAGGUUAACAAUAAGGACUUCAUCGAAGUCCCUGAACCUAAAGACGUGGCUUUAUUAGCAGGUAAAUUACGUGAGUCCCCGUAUCCAAAACUUUCGGAAGAAUCCAUCCACAAAAGGUCUGCCAGCGAAAAGUGUAAGAAACGUAUGAAAAUUGCCGAUUUGAAGGCGUUCGUGGAGACGAAGAUUCUUUCAAAGUCCGAAAAGGCUCUUGAAAGGUUCGGACGAGAAGAUACUAAGCCGCUGAGUGAUCAGAAUUUGGGGUCCAGACGAAUGAUAGAUGAGUAUCAUCGCAGUUUGGAUACAGGAGAUGACCAUAUAACUAGACCCUGUUCCGCUAUGUCGAAAAUGUUCGAGCCUCCCCAAAGUAAUCUUGUGAAGGGAAAAAGCAUGCCCAGUUUAAGCUGUUUAAUAGAUGAAUUGGCAAGUGGAGGAUAUGUGGAGGAAACGUGGCAGUACGGAAGGCCUGCUAAGUCUGCAGGAAAAAAGCCCAUAACCAAUCCUAUUAUUACUGUGACCGAACAUACACCCACGCCAUCGCCUGAUUAUCUAAGACGACAGGGUUCAAUGGAUAGUCAGUUAGACGCGUUAAGUUUAUCUGGAUGCAAGUCUGGAAAUUGGCAUGAAAGAAAAUCCAGUUUAACUCGAUCACAAACCGAUUCCAACAUAACUUACGCUGGAGAAGAUAUACCCGAAGCACCAGGAUCAGUUUGCUACAUAACCAAAGAUGGUGAUAUAGACUUGCAUGUGAUUCUUAAGGCGGUUCAUAAAACAUCUCUCCGCGAAACCAGUGCUUGCACUUUGAGGGUUUUGGAGGUUAUUUUGAAUUUGAUCGAGCUCUUGUUAGAUAUGGGUGUUUUGAAGCAAUGUUUAAGAGACGAGGCGUUUGCUUGUUCUGCGUCCUUUCAAGAUGGCAGUCCUGGAAAAGCUGGAAUAAAAAUGCCAACGAGUGGAACCAACGCUUCCCUAGGCUUCGAAGCUGACAAAAAUGUUAAACCCAUGACCACACAUAAGAUUAUUAUGAAUGUUAUUGUGAGAGUGUUGAAGCAUCUUGGUUGUCCUCAUGGUUGCGCGGACGGCCAGAGGGGCCCAGCUGCUGAGUUUCUUCGCACCCAGUGCCAGAAUAUUUUCACGAAAAUGAAUAGAGCCAGCGGAAAGCAAUUCAAAGUGUUUCUACGUGACUACGUGAAAUACCACGCUCUUCCGGAAAUCCUGGAGUUUUUCCACGCUUAUGUCGGUUACUGCAUCGAUCCAAACUCACUAUUGUCACCUCUGAGCGUUGGUGGCGGUGGAAUUAGAGGCAUAGAGGGCCAAAUCGUAGGGCACGUCUUCAAACCGCUCGUGACGAGGUUCGUCAACUCCCUCAAGGACAUCAAAACGCAGGAGAAUCUGGGAUUAUAUUGCGAUAUUCGUCAAUUAAUGACUUACAUCAAGGAAGGACAUGGUAGUACCUUUAGGAGAGUAGCCUUGAGUGCUUUAUUGGACACUGCUGAUCGUCCUAGUAAAAAAGAAGUAAACAUGCAAACAACUAGGGUUAUAAGACAUGUCCAUGUAUCUGAUAUGGAAGAACAACAAGAAGUCAAUCCAGAUGCAUCAUUUACCAUUGACGAGAGAGGUGUUAGAAAAUUACUCUUUAAGAAAAGAAGCACGUCGUCUACAUGUGCUUUGAGCAUGAAAAGCUUACUGGAGACCGAAGGUGAAGAUUUUUCCAAAGCAAGUCAAAGUCCUUUAGGCAACUUAAGAAGAAAGCACUACAUCUUGACGCCAAGGCAUAGCGAAAAAGCGUUUCAAAUUUCUGUCGCAUCGAAGAAAAAAUCAAAGUUGGGCGGAAUAGUAAACUGGUUUAAAAAAGGCGACCAAGGAUCAACAGAUGAAGCUGAUAAUAUCGAAAAUGGAGAAUCAUUUACCGAUACCACAAGCUUUUUGAAGCAAACUAAAUUUUAUCAGCAGAAAACAUCAGGAAGAAGUAAUGUGGGCCACACUAUUCAAAAGGCGAAGCGUAGAAUGGAAGAUAAGUUUAAGUUUGUUUUAAAGAAAGGCAAAAAGAAAGAUGGAAGUUUGGAGGAUUCCGCUGGAGGAAUGUUCAGCAGAAAAAACUCUUUCGAGUUUGGUGAAACCUCGAGAGAAUCGGAAUUCGUUAUUCUUAAAGAAAGAAAACUCAUCUCCACAGAUUUGGUCUAUAAUGGAACUUUGCGGCUUUCAUUCUUACUGGAAACUUGUCCACCUGGCUCAGUCCCUGAUGCCCAUCUACUUGCAUCAGUAUUGGACCUUCCCCAUUCAGCCGUUGUGGCGAAAGCAGCUCUUCUUCUGGAGUGCUCCCACUUCGUACAUUGUUGUAAUAAAGGCCAAUGGCCGUCAUGGAUGAAGCUUAACUUCCCAAUGUUCAGACAAUCCGGUCCAUUGCCCGCGAGAGGCCCAAGUGCAGGAGUAAGGAGAUCGCAUAUAAUGCAAAGAUCGGCCGGUAAAAUGUUCCAUCAAUGGGCUGAAGUGUUGGGCCAGCGUUUGGAGGAAUUCAUAAAUGACGAUAAAAGUUUGCAACCGCAAAUUGCUGCGAUGAUUGCUGAUGAACAAAAACAAAAAGAGUUACUGGUUCAUGAUGAAGAAGAAGACUUUCUGGAUGAAGCCAGUAUCUACUCGUAUGGUUCUAGUUGCCCCAUGCCUCUAAGACUAAUCGCUUGUGUUCUGCUACAUGAGAUUACAUCAUUUUUGAGGGAGACAUAUCAGACCCUACCUAAAUCUUCUAGAGUUGCUGGCUCUAAUAUUGGUAAAGACAGACCUCCUCCAUGGGAAAGGUUGUACAGCCGGGAGGCUAAUAGACGGUGGAGUAUGGCUUUAUCAUCCAUGGGACACUCGCAAACUUCAGCUCAAAGUUUGCAAUCAAUUGCUUGUGACAGAGACGCAGGACAAGCAGAAAGAAAAAUAAGCUUUGUUUUACACGAGCCUGAUAAUGAAUCUGAAGGCAGUAGUAACACUACAAUAACUAUGCAACAUAUGAUGCAAGCUGAGGAUAAACGACUGGGCAGUCAAAGCCGGCCGUACUAUUUUAGACGUGGUACAACUGCCCCAACCCCAUCCAGUGGUUCUUUUAAAAGGCGUAGUUUAAAGUUGCGCAGGGGAACCAAAGAAGGCAAAGACAUGGAAUUGGAAUGGAGAAUUCCUGAAACAGUUAAAAGAACAGACUCCAUUCAGUCUAAACGAAAAGUUAGUUCUAUAUCCGAUAGAAGUGACACCUCUGAGCCUGGAAUAGUUGGAGAGGCGAGUGGGGAAGAAUCUCCCGGAGUUUUAAGUGAUGAUCAACCUCCGGAAAGUCCAAGUGAUACUGACACAGACGAUUUCACUAAAAAUAUGCCUUGGUUAAAAACCAUGGUCUUGGUAUCGAACUCCUUCUACUACUUUUGCACGCACCAAAACUUCUGCCAUCCGUUUUGCUAUCGCCGCGUGAUGCGCGGCUGUUCCCGUUUGAUUAAAGCAGUUAGAAAGAUAUACGGCGAAGAGUUUGGAGUGCUCGACGAAAAACUUACCAUGGAUUACGAAGAGAAGAAGAAAAACAAAAAAGAUAAAAACCAAAAUAGGAAAGUAUCAGACCAAACCAGUAGUCAAAUUUCCCCUAUACGUAGAAAAGAUAGUGUCGGAAAGAAAGAUAAAAUCGACAAGAAUCUAAAUGGGUCCCAAAUGAGUAAAUUGGGAAAAGAUUCGUCAAGAGAUAUCGCUGAUUCAGAGGCUGGAACUGAUUCUUCCAAACCUACCAAAGAAGGAAAACCGAAAGAUCCACCACCAAUUCUUAAAUACAUUAAGGGCCAGAUCAAAAACGCUUUUCAUGCACCUCUAGCGGUUCUCUUGAAAGGUGCAGCAAUUUUAUCCGAAGAACAUUUUGUGGAAAUUGUACCAGUAGCCUGGGAGUUGCUUUUAGAGCCAAACCAAGAGGUUACUGCUUGUGCGGUAUCCAUAUUUAUAUUGGCAGCCGUGAAAGCUCCACAAGUUGUUUCAGACGUUAUGCAACAUGGAUUAUCCAACAGUGAUCCUGCAGUUAGGAUAAAUGCCAUAUUAAGGUUUCAAGUGUUAUGGAAAAUGAGGUACCAAGUAUGGCCGAGGAUGGAAGAGGGUGCUCAUGUCCUCUUCAAAGUCCCACCUCCAGGAAUCGAGUUUACCCUUCCAUCUCCAAAGAUUGGAAUCGAGUCUCUGGACGUUGUCGACUCACCAUGGGAGCUAUCGGUCAAAACUAAAGUCGAGGAAGUGACCAUUAAUCAAGAAAGACACAGAUCAUUAGUGACAGCUACAAAAACUAGGAAGAAGGAGAAAACUGAGUUAAUAAAAAUGGCUUUACAAGCUCAGGAUGACAAAAAACGAGAAGAAAGAGAGAAUUUCUUGAUUACCACCAUUCCGAUUACUAUCCAAGCAGCUCACGAACCAAGCUUGUAUCAUACUGGGGAAGACCAUGAAGAAGCAGAUGAUGAGCAAAUAGACGGCCAACCACGGAACACCGGCCACCACUUACAUUCAGCACAUUCCCUGUUUCCCUCCUGCCUUUGUUCGGCAGUAGUUCAGAUAAUAAACCUACUAGAUGACGCCGCAGUGUCUCCAGAUGGCAACGCUGUGUAUGAAGUGGCCUACCAAGUAAUUUGGACCUGUUUGGUGGAAGACAGCGCUCUAUUUUUGCGAUACAUUUUGGAAAGACUCACCAGAGAGAAGCAGGAAGUGAUGUUCAAAAUACUAAGGCAUCUGAUCAGGUUUAUCCCGAAGCUUCCGCAACAGGCCGCCUUCGCUCUGUAUAACUAUAUAAUUGGUUAUGUUAUGUUUUACGUCAGGAGCCCUCACGAGGAGGGGCAAUACAUGAUUGGGGCUGCCUUAUCUCUGCUCUGGAUGGUUGUCCAUAGCGUUCAUGGUAUAAUGUUCAAAGACCUGAAACAAAUCUUAAGGAAAGAGCAAUGUGAUGCCUCGAUAUUGCUAACGGCGAAUGUACCAUCAGCAAAAAAAAUUAUCGUUCACGGUCCCCAAGAUCCAGAUGCUGGCGGUAUACCGUCACAGUUCCCUGUCCAAGAAGACACGCAGUUCUGUCAAAUAUUAAGGGAAGCUUUGGAUUUUUUCGGCAUCGAUGAAGUCAAACAGAAAGAGUUUUUCUUGGUGGAUUAUAAGACUCAUCAAAUAAGGAAUCCAGCAUCAUACGUACGGGAUUAUUACUUCUUCAAGAGAUCUCAGUACCCACAGCUGGAGCUGGUGCAUAUGAAACCCGAGACGGCAUUUGACGCUCUUCAGAAACAAGAGCUGCUGCACAAGUUCGUAGAAAUCGGAAAAGUGCUGCUCACAUGGGCAAUUCUAAAGAAUGUCGACAUGGUGGUGCAAAGAGUGGUUUUCCUCCACGAAGAGUUGAUGAAGCUACCCUCGUUUCCUAGAAAAGCACUGGAAUCCGACUUAGACCUCUACAAAGGAGGCAAACUCGGGAAAGAGCUUUUAGGUCUGGACGUUCUGCACAAAUUCAUGUGGGUGCGUUUGAUAGCGAGAAUGUUCGAAGCUAUGGCUGGAAACUUCGCCUACUCCGGAGAUAUUCAUUUGUUCGUGAACGUUUUAAAUGGGGCUGUCAUUUUGCACUCAGAAGACGCUUGUAUCUUAAGGUACGUCAUGGCGACUUACAUCAACGCUGCUUUUCACUUUAAAAACAUAUUUUCCACGAAUGGUUACCUGCUGAUUAUGCCGACGUUGUUGAAGAUUUAUUCGAACCAUCAAACGAAUGCGUUGAUUACCACGACCGUGGAGUACGCUGUCAAGCAGUUUUAUCUCAUGAAUCGAAAACCGUUUAUUUUACAAAUGUUCGGUUCUGUUUCUGCUAUGUUAGAUACAGACGAAGAGGGAACCUAUGGCGAUGCUCAUAAAAUUCAGUCCAGCUGUCUUUUUAAUCUUCUAUUGAGUUUGGAAACCCCUUCACCGGAUCCUUUAAAUAUAGCUGAACUGGUGAAGGAAGAUAAACCUUUGAAAGCGAUCGAUUUUUGCUAUCACGACGAAAAUGAGAUGGUUACUAUUCUCGAUUGCAUUUCCAUGUGCGUAAUGGUGGUAUCAUAUUCAUCUGAAAGCAUGAGAGGUUACCAAAUGCUUAUCAUUCUUGAAGCAAUUUUACCCUGCUACGUGCAACAUAUACAAUUACCAACAUACAAUAAAGAAGGCAAAACAGAAAAGGAAAUCAUACACCAACUAGCAGUUGCUAUGAAGACUUUAGUCAAUAAUUGCGAAGCUUUAACGAAGAGUUACAAUGGCCCUUACCGCUCGAGCCCAGAACACAAAGGUUCCAGCCAAAGAAACUACAGCAGAGGUCCUUACUCCCCAGGAUUCGACUUCGAAGAUGAAUCUCACUCAAAAUUUAUGAGCGAGCAUUCCCGCGCAAAAGUGAUGUAUGAGCACGACGUUGAAGAUUCGGAGGUUUUAAGAGCCGAAUACAGAAGACCACGGGACGUUUUGCUGAGCGUAGUGGGAGAAUUCGUUUGCAGGGCCACCAAUAGAAUGAUCGAGUUGAAUAAAAGGAGUAAUCAGGAAGGAAAGAUCAUUGAAAUGUUGGACAUUAAAUCCCACAUUCGAUUGGCUGACAUAGCCCACACUUUACUGAAGGUCUCACCGUAUGAUCCAGAAUCAAUGGGUUGUAGAGGGUUACAGCAUUACAUGAGCUACAUUCUUCCUUCUACAGAGUGGGCGAAUGAUGCAAUGCGUCCGGCUUUGGUUACAAUCUUGAGGAGGCUUGAUAAAGUUUUCCAGAAGAUAUCCAAGAAACCUUCAAUCAGGCGUAACACUGAUUGGGACGCAGCCGCUGGACUACUCAAGGGAAUAUAUGACACCAUGAUAAAAUACCCCUACAUCAUUCAUUGGCAGCAUAUUAAAGGAUUGAUAAAUACUUGCCAGUCUUUAAUCGUUAGCGAUUCAAGUGCAUCAGAAGGCGUUUCAUCAGCGACAGCUGCAUUGAUGAGCCAGGCGCCUCCACAACAUUUUUGCUCCAUGGUCGUCAGAUUAAUCGCCUUACAAAUUCAGAACGUUCCGGACACAUCCACUUUGGAACAAGUCUGCGGAGGAAGCUCGACAUUCCCUUCCCAGGACAAAACGGAAAGCAUGAUAAUGAACCUCGUCAUGCCUCUAUGCUUACGCGUGGGCAGCGGCAGAAAAGACGUCGCCCUCAUGAAAAACAACGACGUGAGCUUCGCCUUGACCUUCAUCCUGCACGCGAUGAGCCCCCCGAGUUUUUCCUCCGGGCCGAACGUCAAGGCCGCCCCUGAGCCGAGGACCGGCAGCCUCACUUUCACCGGAACCAGGGACACCAAGGCGGCGUCCAAGAUCAACACGUCGCUGUAUCAAGUCGCCUUUCUGGCCUUGAAGAUUAUGACGAUAUGUUUUGAGGGCGAGCUGAUGACCGAUUGGUCCAGAAUCGCGAGGACUAUGCGGGAGCUCGGGAAGAGGAAUGAGGCGGCUUCCUUUCUGUGGGACUUCUUGGAUUUCGUCGUCACCCACAGGACCCCGCUCUUCAUUAUGAUGCAACCGUUUAUAUUUCAAAAGUUGGCACAACCUCCAAUUUCCGACUUCGAAAGAAACAUCCAUUCAAAAAUAAGAGACAAAAUGAGAAGCAUUGGCCUUCCAUUCCCCAAAAGUAGAGGAGCUCUUCUUAUGGAACUAGCGCACCAAAUGAAGACCUUAAAAGAAGAAUUGGAUGAAAGUUCUAUUGAAACUGAACCGAAAAAAGACGCCAAAGAGGCAACUCUGCACACUGUCAACGAAACUGGAAAACAGCGGCAUUCUUUGAUUGGUUUGUUUACCAGCGACCAUUCAAAACAAGUCACUGUCGAUCAACAUGGUAACGCUAUAAAAGGAUUAAAAUGCAAACCGGCAGAAACGUAUGUCAACUGGAGAAGGGUUUUAAGGAAGCUAGAAACGGCGACAUUAACGAAUCAGGGAUCGACGUCGAAUCAGGUUCAGGUUCAGGCAGCUCAGGCUUCGCUUGAGGUUUGCGAAGAAAAUGGAUCGACGGGGCCUCAAAACGCUGCUGAUCGUACGUCACAAAGGUCCUCAGUGAGCGAAGACCAUGGUCCUGCGCCCACAACCACCACCACAGUCCCUAAAUCAGAAUCCAUUUUGUCACACAAGGCGCAUAAACUACGCUUUGUAUCUUCCGUAGAAUUUAGACAUUCCUCAGGUGAAACCUCUACCACACCAUUAAGUCCAGAAAGUCCAGUGGAAGACACUUCCGCUGACACACCAAACAAAUCCAGAUUACAACGAAUCAAACCACAAAGUCGUAAAACGUUCCGCCUCAGGAAAAGCAAGAGAAGCAGCAAGGAAGUUAGUCAUACGAAACUUGAAUCGGAAGACCAGCCUUCAAGCCCACAGCAGACCCCAAUCACAACACCACAGUCAUCGAAAGAUCUCCCUACUCCAGUGAAAGCAGUUCCCCCAAUUUUGCACCAAUCAGCUCCGGAUUCGCACAAGUUACGGAUAGCCACUAGGACCAAAAUAACGGAAGGGUCUUGGGACGAAGAUAGCGCCAUCUCCCACACCUCCAGCACCGGUUACAAGGAGUCAUAUCCGGUUAUGCAUCUGAAGGAGCCGCUGGAAACAAGCCCCAAGCUUUUCCCCCCACUCGCCUCCCCUGAUAUUCACGAUUUACCCAGUACCAGCAGUGCAGCGACAACCAACAAUUUCAUGCACUGCACUGAUAACAGCUCUCCCGAUUGCUCCCUAAAUGGAAACGAAGAAAAAACUGCUUUGAUUAAGAAGGAUGAAGAUGAGAGAGAGCGGUCACCGUCCCAGCAUUCUCUUCUUUUGGCUUUCGAUAAACAAGACGAGACUACCCUUAUAUAGAAAUACAAAUAAGCCAAUUAGUAACUGUUUUUGUUAGAUCGCACGUUGCGAAGUAGCCAUAAAUGUUGAGUAGUUGGUAAGUUAGUAAGCAAGUUUAAGAAGACUGAAUUUACCGAUUGUUAUGAGGGUUAAAUGUUAAAUGUACCUAAUAAACACA
Brassicogethes aeneus is the source of this 10737-nucleotide messenger RNA. The record is from the annotation of a GenBank genome assembly. Lineage: Eukaryota; Metazoa; Arthropoda; Insecta; Coleoptera; Nitidulidae.